UGUGUGUGUGUGUCUCAAUCAUUUUUCCAGCAGGAUCAGUCUAUGCCAGACUCCCUCUGAACACACCCCAGCUCCGACCAACGACCAUGGCUGUACGGGACUCUGCUUCUCUGCUGGUAGGACUUGUGGUCCUCCUUCACACCUGGAGAGCAUGGGCUGCUGUGGAAGUGAACAUGAAGGACAAAGUGGAGGUGAACCUGGGAGAAAAAGCUCAGAUCCCCUGCUUGUACACAUCAGACGAUGGCAUUGGUGGCUUGACCAUAGAGUGGUUCUAUGAGAAGGGCUUGGGAGUCAAGAAGAGAUUCUUCCAACAGGCUGGCCUCAUGAAGACUGUAGACAACAGCACUCAUUUCACAGAGCGGAUCAGUGUGAACCACAGCAACAACACGAUGAUGUUGACUAUCAGAGAUGUAAAGCUGGAAGAUCAGUUGGACUACAUUUGUGCCGUUAAAGGUCUCACAGAUGGGUCCGGGGAGGGACGAACAAAGCUGAGGGUGUUUGUAAAACCGGAGCCUCCCACCAUCGAGGGUGUUCAAAAUGGUAUCUCAGUCAAUGAAGAAGUCACAUCAUUGGUCGGUUCAUGUGAGGUGAAAAAUGGAUACCCCAGACCAAACAUCACUUGGUAUAAAGACAACAUGCCUUUGCGCAUCAAUAAAAAUGAAGUGGAAGUGGAAUCCACUGUUACUACUCAAUCAAGUGGUCUGUUCUCGGUGAAGAGUGAGCUGAAAAAGAAAAUAGUAAAGGAGGAUAAAGAUGCUUUGUUCUACUGUGAGGUCACCUACUUUGUUGCUGGAAGCACCAUGAUGAGUGAAACCAGACAAAUUAACGUCAAUGUUCUCUAUCCCAGCACUGCAGUAAAAAUUUGGGUUGAAUCCCCAAAGGGCAAAAUCAAGGAGGGGGACUCUAUUGAGCUUCAUUGCAAGGGCGAUGGAAAUAAUCCAUCCUCACUUUUUUUAAUCAAAUACCUAAAAGGCAACGCUAAUUGGGAAAACGACACAGUGUUGCUGGAGAAUGUUACCCGUCAAAACAGUGGAGUUUAUGAAUGUAUCUCCACUAACACAGAAAACUUUGAAGACAUCUCAAACAACACGGAAGUGUUUGUAAACUAUCUUGACCCUGCUGUUGUGAUGCCUAACAACGUCAUGGUCAUGGCCAAAGGAAACGAGUUGAAGGCCACCUGCAACGCCCUCUCUUCUCUGCAGACCAAGACAGCAUGGUUUAAGAAUGGACAAGAAGUCUCAGAGGGUCACACUUUGAUCUUGAAGAAUGUUACGUUUGACACAGCAGGCGUGUACAAAUGUGUAGUGACUGUUCCUGAGAUCGAGGGAAUGACAACCAGCAGCUCACUGCGUGUACAUGUUGAGGGUCAACCAGAGAUCAUGGAGACGCCUUUAACUGUGAUAGAGACGUUUGAUAAGACUGUUGAAUUAGUCUGUGAUGUCAGAGGCUACCCUGCUCCCACAAUCACCUGGAUCGUGUCUGAUGGGAUGGUCCCCGACUCAGAUAAUCAUAUGACGACAACUGAUUAUGGUACCAAGAGUGUGGUCAUGGUUGACGUCACUUCUAAUGCCACUGCUGUCUGCAAUGCCUCCAACGAGCAUGGCACCGACAUGAGGACGUUUAACAUCAAGGCCAAAACCAUCAUACAAACCACCACACCUGCCAUCACUACUAUUUCCAGUGUCACAGUCACAAACACCACCACAGCUGACAUCACUACUAAUUACAGUACCACAGUCACAAACACCACCACAGCUGACAUCACUACUAAUUACAGUACCACAGUCAUAAACACCACCACAGCUGUCAUCACUACUAAUUACAGUACCACAGCAGCAACUGCUAGCCCACCAAAGACAAUCAAAAAAGAGAGCAAUGGCUUUAUCAUUGCAGUCCUCAUUGUUUGCGUUCUACUUCUGGCCAUCCUGGGAAGUGUGCUCUAUUUUCUCUACAAAAAGGGCAAGAUCUGCGGCCGAGCUGGGAAACAAGACCUCACCAGAGAGAAGUCCAGCAAAGACAACAUUGUGGUUGAGAUGAAGAGCGACAACACAGAAGAAGCCAUUCUACUUGGGGUCAAUGGUGAAAAACAGCCACCGAAUGACCAGUAAAAGCUAGUGAUUACCUGCACGUUCUGAAGUGAGGAGGUGACUGCAGACACACCAGCUGCAGCUCCUGUUCUUUCCUCUCAGGCUUAAACCCGGAUGCCUUCAAGCUUUCACCGCAGCUACUCUCUCCAUAUAUGUCAUGAAAACAUCUGUCAGUUUAUUUCAUGAUGGACUACUGACACUCCAAGCUGCAUCUUUUGCUCACAGCCCUUUACACCCUCAAAAGCUUUAAUAAGAAGUAUUUUGGGAGCUCUGCUUCAUAACUGCUGAUGCAUUUUCCUCCUUAAAGCCAAGGACAAACCUUUGACUGAACUGUAAGCCUUCUGUACUGCUGAUUGCCAGAACAAUGAUUAGAGCACAAAGCUGACCAGGGACUGUUUUUAUACACGAUUUAGCAUCACCUCAGGCAAAGCAAUCACUGAAAAGCAGCCUGAUGCAGCUCCAUAAGUGUACAUAUUAUAAUCUAUGUAUAUAUUUCGUUAUUUAAAAUAACACAGUAGAAGAGAAAAAUGAAUAAAUAAAUGACUAGAUAGUGUUUGUUAUGCUUUGGUGCUCUUCUAGAGAGAAAAAGGGGAGUUUAGGCUGAUGUGUUGGUUUUAUUUUUAUUUUUUUUCCUGCGCUUCUUCUGUUUUCGGUCUCCACACUGAAAGUUGGGGGCUCGAGCAGCCUCACCUCUACAGCCACCUCACUGGUUCACCACAUCUUUGCCUUUUUUACAAAUAAAAGGCUGCAGGUAAUUUAAUCACAUAUCAUUCAUAUUUCUUUUUCUCACCAUCUCCAUCCAACAUCAUCCUUUACACACGUGUGUGUAGAGUACUGAUGUUGUUUGAGACUGGUGACAGAUCUGUACCGUCUAGUAUAUAUACUCCGAGUUUUACUUCCAGUGUCGACAGAAGUCACAAAGUUUAUGACAUUUCAGAUGUGACGUUUAAAGCUGUGGAAAAACUUUUUUUUGUACUUUUCUGCUUAUAAGUGCACUGAUUUCUUUGUGGUUAUUCAUGCAGUGUUUCUCUAAUAUGAGAACUAUUUUCUUUUAUGUGAUUGUAUGUUAAUGAACUGUAUGGCUUUUCUUACACCUUUUUAAAAGGAAUCAUGAAGGUAGAGCAGAAUCACGGCAUGAAGUUGCCCUGGUUACAAGGCAAAUACGUAUGUUUCUGUUUCACGAUUGAAUGAAUGAAUAUAUGUGUUGACUGAAACUUGAAAUAAUCUGUUACGUCCCAGAGAGACACAGAAUCCCCCUCAGACUAAAGUGAAAUCCAUUUGUUAUAAAACAUGUGUUUAUGCCGGUAACCAUAGUCCACGACUACUGCGGAGGGGGGAAUGACUGUGACUCCACGUGCAAAGUACAAAGACAAUCACACCAUUGUACCUUCCUACCUUCUGUUUUUAAUGACUACCACUGUUAAAUGUUUUGGGAUGUUUUAAAUGCCUUUUAAAGCUUUGAAACUUUAAAAUAUAUUGUAAUUAAUAUCAUUGAUGACAUUUAAACCAAUUUACCAACAAAAUUGUUUUUAGUUUUUGAAAAUUAUACCAAAUAAAGUUAAAUGAUUGAAA
Melanotaenia boesemani (Boeseman's rainbowfish) is the source of this 3659-nucleotide messenger RNA. RefSeq names its product melanoma cell adhesion molecule b (gene mcamb). The record is from RefSeq and is a predicted model, not a curated record. Bases 87 to 2108 code for a protein of 673 amino acids. NCBI's taxonomy places the organism in Eukaryota, Metazoa, Chordata, Actinopteri, Atheriniformes, Melanotaeniidae. The transcript has 20 exons.